Molecule: messenger RNA, 1136 nt
Organism: Medioppia subpectinata
Lineage: Eukaryota; Metazoa; Arthropoda; Arachnida; Sarcoptiformes; Oppiidae
Source: the annotation of a GenBank genome assembly
GGAAAACACGAAAGCAUUAAUUGAUUGAAACAAACCGUGGAUUCAAUGAGUGUUUGAAUUGAUGUCUGAUUUAGUGAUAUAUUUGUCUCUUUUGGUUCCGCUUCUGAUUGUCGUCCUAUUAGUGGUGUUAGUCUUGAGAGGACGUAAUCGACAGCAAAGGGAUGGCGACGACGACAACGAUGGAGAGGAAGCCAUGGCUGACAGACGGCGAAGACUAUUGAGACAACCGAUCGAUGGCCACAACGACGGACCCGUUAGGCGACGUCAGGUCCGACACAAUCGCAUCCCUUUGAAUGCCAGACAAGAAGAGGACGCGGAGGGCGAUGAAGACGAUGAGGGCGUCGACGACACAGAGCUGGCCAUCGACGGCAAGAUCGGCGCUAAGAAGCGCAAGAAGUUGGAGGCGAAGGCCGAGAAGAGGCGGGAGAGGGAGCGGGAGGUGACUGAACGCGAAGAACGGAAGGAACGGAACAAAGAGUUGGAAAACAUUCGACUCAAAGAGGAAGAGAAGGCCAAACGCGAGGAACAGAAACGGUUAGAAGAGGAGCGUCUCAUCAAAGAAGAGAAAGAGAGACAAGAACUCGAAGAAUAUCUCAAACUUAAAGAGUCGUUUGCUGUGGAAGAGGAGGGUUUCGAUGACGACACGGACGAGACGGUGGCGCAGAACAAGUUGCAGACAUUUAUUGAUUACAUCAAAGGCCAGAAAGUGGUUCUCAUGGAAGAACUCGCCGGACAUUUCCAUAUGAAGAUACAGGACGUGAUACAGAGAGUGCAGGAACUGUUGGCCCAGGAGUUGAUAGUGGGAGUGAUUGACGACAGGGGAAAGUUCAUAUACAUAACCAAAGAGGAGUUACAAUCGGUGGCUAAGUUUGUGAGACAAAGGGGUCGCGUAUCGAUCACCGAAUUGGUUGAAAGCAGUAAUUCGUUAAUCAAUUUACAGCCCAUCCAAGAGACGAGUGUCUCGUCCUGACCGGCAAUCACUUGCCAUUAAAUCGCUUAUUGUAUUGUAUUUAACAAACGGUUAUUAUAUAUAAAUAUAUUUUAUAUAACAUUGAGUUCAUAAUUUGUAAGUUAUUUGUUAACUAAACGCUGAAUUUAAGCUUAAACUACAGUAAAACUAGACUUUGAUAUGAAAA